Molecule: messenger RNA, 1191 nt
Organism: Suillus subaureus
Lineage: Eukaryota; Fungi; Basidiomycota; Agaricomycetes; Boletales; Suillaceae
Exons: 5
Coding region: 1-1191 (396 amino acids)
Source: RefSeq, a predicted model, not a curated record
AUGUCUCUCGACGAUGAUACAUCCAGCGCGAGCACUCUUACCCUAUUAGAUGACGAUGCGUUCAAAACCGGUCUUCUCACAGUGAUGAGCGAUGCUGGACCGGAGACGAACGGCCAGUUAAAGCGUCGUGCAAAGGCGGUUCUUCGGGAAACGGAAUCUAUGUUAACCUCAGUGCAUGGGGUCAAGACAUUUGGUAUAUUGGACGGAAUGAUGGAGGGCGCAGGAGAAGCCGGUUUGUCAAGCGGUGUACGCUACGCAGCGGCUGCCAUCAUAGUGGCCGAUCAAAAGGGAAGGGGGUCCAACUUGAACUCCCCUGCCUCUGAGUUAACGAGAUUGGCACAAGAUUGGUUAUUGUUCUUCAUCUGGCCUUUCAAAAAAGCCUACAGAGCCGGCCACUCUCCACAAUCGGAGUUCUCCACUCCCACACUCCAUGUUUCGGAUGUCGCUGCUGACGCCAUGCCUGCGACAUCGCGACGUUCCAUAUUCCGAAAUUUGAUCAACGAACGGGAUGGCGACAAGUGUGUGGUCACCGGAACUUUGAAUAUAGCUAACGGUCCAUAUCCCCGCACUACUGAGGUUGGUGAAGGGUACCUCGACGCUGCUCACAUCCUUCCAAGAUCCAUUGUUCACGAGCAUCCCAGAAGCAACCGCAUAGCGGGAACGAUUGACAUAAUCAAGCAUUAUACAAAGCUCCCUGAUGAGAUUAUGGACGACCUAGCCGGUAUCAUCGAUAACCCAGAGAAUGGAAUGUUACUUGAUAUAGCACUGCAUCGUGGAUUCGACAGCUACAGAUGGUGCCUACACCCCACAGACGUCUUGCACAAAUAUAAAGUACACUGGUUACGCUAUGUCCCUUUGCACAAGGAGAAUUUCACAGAAGUCCAAUUCCGGGAUCACUCUCGAGAUGGCGUCCCGCUUCCCAACCCUACGCUCAUUGCGCUCCAUUCUGCGGUUGCUCAUGUCCUACACAUCAGUGGCGCUGCAGAAGUUAUAGACAAGGUUUAUGAUGCAUUCUCUGAUGAAGGUCCUACGGUACCGUCUGGAAAUCGUGCUAGCGAGGAUGAUUUCCGUAUCAGACUCUCGUUGAUUGGGUUGACGACCAACAAACACCAAUUACCAACGAUUCCUGAUGAGAUGCACGCAUUUCAAUCAAGCGCGUCAAACAGACUGAUAUCAUGCCACUGUCAUUAG